Molecule: messenger RNA, 1274 nt
Organism: Carassius carassius (crucian carp)
Lineage: Eukaryota; Metazoa; Chordata; Actinopteri; Cypriniformes; Cyprinidae
Product: inward rectifier potassium channel 16-like
Exons: 2
Coding region: 20-1183 (387 amino acids)
Biological process (GO): regulation of monoatomic ion transmembrane transport; potassium ion import across plasma membrane
Cellular component (GO): plasma membrane
Molecular function (GO): inward rectifier potassium channel activity
Source: RefSeq, a predicted model, not a curated record
CAGAGCAGACAGAGGCAGCAUGAACUCGGGCACGGUACAGUAUUGCGGAGUGAAGUGCAGUGACGAAAUUCCUUGUGUGCUUACGGAUGACAACUACUACUCCAAGAAGAAACGAUAUGUGAAAAAAGAUGGGAGCUGUAAAAUGGUUGUGCACCAUGUUCCAGAGAAGUGGCUUCUCUGGGUCACUGACAUCUUCACCACCCUGGUGGAGAUCCGCUGGAGAGUCAUGUUUUUGACAUUUGCCUUCUCCUACAUUUUAUCAUGGCUCUUUUUUGGAAUUUUGUUCUGGAUCAUUGCUUUGACCCACGGAGAUAUGAAAGACCCCACCAAUGAUCCAUGUGUUUAUGAGGUUCGAAGUUUUACAGCUGCUUUUCUAUUCUCAUUAGAGACCCAGACCACCAUUGGUUAUGGCUUUCGGGGGAUGUCUGAGAACUGCAUGAUUGCCAUUAUUGUAGUAACCAUCCAAGAUGUCAUCAGUGUCUUCAUUGACACUAUUGUCAUCGGUAUCGCAGUUGCAAAGAUGGCAUCUGCCCGUAAGAGAGCCCAAACGGUUGGAUUUAGCAAUUGUGCGGUGAUCAGCUUGCGUGACGAUCACCUAUGUCUGUCAUGGCGGGUUGGGGACUUCCGAAGGAACCACAUGGUAGAAGGAAUGGCUCAUGCACAGCUGGUACGCCACCUAGCACACUGUACAGGAAAAGUUAACGUUACAUACAAAGAUCUCAACAUUGAAGAGAAGAACAUCAUCCUGGCCACCCCAACGACUAUAGUUCAUAAAAUCACCCCUGGCAGUCCUCUAUAUAAGGUGAGCUGUAAGGACCUAAGGAAAGAGAACUUUGAGCUGGUGGUCUCUUUCACCUAUACAGACGACUGCACAGGCAUCCUUCACCAGACACGCACAUCCUACACUCCAAGUGAGAUUCUGUGGGGCCAGCACUUUCAGGAGAUGAUCAGGGUCACCCACAGGAACUACAGAGUGGACUACGCCCUGUUCAACCACACAGUUAAAGUCCUGGUCCCAGAAUUAAGCGCAGAGGAGUAUGACCUAAAGAGGUCCUCUCAACAGCCAAAACACAAACCACUCCACCUAAGUUCUCCAACAGCAGCUGUGGAAUUGGUUAAUGGGAAUAGUCUUGAGGUAGAAAAAGCAUCAACCAGCAGUGCUGUCCAAGAACACGAGCUAUAACAGUGGCCUUGAUACAUCCUGACUUUGCUAUAGCACUUUGAAAUAGGGCUUCCUCAUAGGGCAUCACUAUUGUAAGAAAUAAUGCACUUAU